Molecule: messenger RNA, 2013 nt
Organism: Glarea lozoyensis ATCC 20868
Lineage: Eukaryota; Fungi; Ascomycota; Leotiomycetes; Helotiales; Helotiaceae
Product: Family A G protein-coupled receptor-like protein
Exons: 3
Coding region: 1-2013 (670 amino acids)
Biological process (GO): adenylate cyclase-activating G protein-coupled receptor signaling pathway
Cellular component (GO): plasma membrane
Molecular function (GO): G protein-coupled receptor activity
Source: RefSeq, a predicted model, not a curated record
AUGGCUCCUCACUCUCCGUCCUUCCUCGAUCAUGUAUAUCCUCGAAUGGAGAUGGAAAUACGCGAUCUCGGUAGAAACACCAGCGGCAAUGCAUCCACACCUACUUCCGAGCAACGAAAUACACUGCAGGUUCUUGCCUUGACUUUUUCAGCAAUCAGCGUUGCGUCGUCGGUCAUUGCAUUCUACUGGUUUGUCAAAAUGCGCAGAACCUUUCGUCAUGACCUCAUCAUGCUACUAAUACAGAGUGAUAUGUUCAAAGCGCUUUGGUUUAUGAUAUAUCCAAUUGUGGUAUUUUCCCAAGGGCCGGUCAUGAGUGAUUCGCGCUUCUGCCAGGUCAAUGGGUUCUUCCUUUCGGUUGGAAUCGAAGCGUCAGAUUUUGCCAUCCUCCAAAUCGCCAUCCACACAGCCCUCUACAUAUUCAAACCCAAAGCCAAGGGCGGCGAGGGCGGUCUUUACCCCUACAGAUACAUCGCAUAUUUCUGCUGGCUCUUCUUCCCACUGCUGAUGGCAAGUCUAGCCUUUAUCAACGACCAUGAUUCGUAUGUAGUAGAGGGAACGUACUGUUAUCUUCCCGUUCGCCCUUUUUGGUACAGAUUAGCGCUCAGCUGGAUACCCCGAUACAUUAUUUUCAUCGUCAUCCUUUUCAUAUAUGCAUCGAUAUAUUUCUACGUGCGAUACAAAUUCCAUGGUUUCACAAACUCAAGCGAACGUCCAGACGCGAACAAUCCCGAUUCUGUGGAUUCUGCUGAGGCAGGGAGAAAACCGGUGAAGAGACACACUUUACCUCCAACUCCAACACUCGCCUGUCAUGGUUUGAUACCUGUUUCUAGGCAGGUGUCAAUGAAUGAAGCGCCGACGAGAGAUUUGAAUACCACGAUGGACUCUUACACAUUUUCGGAUACCGGAUUAAGAAGGGGAAGCGCUUCUCAUCGGUUCAUGUGGCAGAGCUUUGUAGCGAAGAGUACACCGGUGGAUGGAUCAGCACCAUCGACAACGCCUGAUAGUGGUACAGAACCUCCUUCCCCACAGGUUGCGCCCGUUCCCGAAUCUAGCGUUGAGAAUACUAUACCUCGAUCUUUACGCGACAACAUGUCUCUAGAUUCGGCAAAUCAAACCCCCUUACGAUCGCACACAUCCUGGAAGGAAUUUUUCGCUCGUCGGUUUUCUCCAGAUGUUAGCGGCCAACCGUCCGUUGUUGGUAUGAUGAGUGCGCUUCGUCGUGGACCGGAUGGUGUCAGUGAUGUUCCUACCCCGAUAUCGCAACUUCAGCUUGUCAAUUCUCGGGGACAAAAUCUGGCAGAUGUCGAAAUGGACCGCACCCGAAACAAAAUUCGACGCCAGCUUCGAUUUUUAUUCAUCUACCCGCUGGUAUACAUGGGGAUGUGGGUGGUACCUUUCAUAUCUCAUGUCCUCCAAUAUAGUGAUCGAUUCGCUACAGACCCGCCUUUUGGUUUAGUAUGUGUCACAACCGUAUUUGUAUGCUCCCAGGCCGCGAUCGAUUGCUGGCUAUUUUCUACCCGGGAGAAGCCCUGGAAACAUAUGCCUGGUCACGACGGUACUUUUUGGGGAAGUUUUGGUUUAGCCUCAGAAUGGAAGCCUUCGGACGGCCGAACAAACUCGCAUGGACCGGGCAAGACGAGACAGGAAAUGAGCCGCGAGGCACGAGAUGCGUAUCACAGGAGAGACGAAGAGUUAGCGGAAAGGAGGGGUGGAGCGACCGUUAUCCAGCGACCAGAAGCAACCGCUCAUCCUUCGAUAUCUCAAAGAGGUGGAAGUCAUUGGUGGGAUCGACCAGGACUUGAUGGAUCUGUAGAUAUGGGCGGAAUGAGUCCGGUCAUCGAAGAGUCGAAUCCGAUUGAAGGUUCACCGUGUCAAGGGUCCGAGACAUCGAGUGAAGAGGUCGCGGGAUCGGUUGAGAAAACCACAUCUGGUUCGUCUGGCACAACUGCUUCUGGUGGACUGUCUCCGAAUUUUAGGACCGUGACGUUUCGAGAGGGUGGAAAUGUAUCAUAA